UUGGUUCAUCACGCUUCACUUUAGCCACGCAUGUGAAAAGAAACCACACCAUCAGGCAUCAAGGACCUCCUUUUUUCUUUCUUGGUUCUUUCCUAAGUUCGACUAUUAUUAUCUUCGUCGGUGUCUAGCUUCCAGACCUCUGCACAUUUUAACAGAGCUCAUAAGUUUGAAGAGAAAGAAGCAGUUGGCGCUUUUCUUUUAGCCACCUAACCACCUCUUCUUUUCUACUAAAAGAAUCUUCUUCUUCUUCUCUACCCAUUGCUUCUGUGAUACUAAAUGUGGGUCUUCUGCGUUUGCCAACACUCAGGUGUGAUUCCUGUCACUUUGAGCAAUACCCAUGAUUUGGUUCUUUGAAAUGUUCCAGUUUCCAAUACUUCCUCUUCACUUCUUUUUCUUUACUUUGAAGCUGGACACUCUUCUUGAACUGAGCUGAGCGAUAAAAAAAAAAAAAAUGGGUAUGCUAAUGCAGUUGAUUUUCAUGCUGAUGGGAGUACUUGUGCUCUGCAAUUUGCUGUCGGUUCACGGAUCUGCAGACAAUGCCUUCUUUCCGGUGGCUAGUCCUCUUACCAGCAGCGUGCAAAGACACAGGAAGCCAGUUGAUUCACACUCAAACAGGCCAUGGCAUGUUCCAGCAUUUAUGCACGAACCACCAACCAAAUCACCUAUUUUGCCGAAGGUCAUGAAGCCUUCAAGUAUUGCAGUUGCACCUUCUGUAUCAUCUUUCCAAGGGCCUGUGAAUAAAUGGAUACACGACUAUGCACAUGCUCCUUCAGUAUCAUCUCAUAGGCAUCAUCACCAUGUCAGAAACCACUUCAAAGACUCUGCUCCACAGAGUACUCCGUUUCCACGGCAUGUAUACCACCGAACAGGCCCUUCUAUUUCGCCAGUUCAAUCUCCAUUCCCUACUUCUAGAAGAUCACAUUCACCAGCGCCUGCACCAUCACCCGCAAUUCUGUCAAGUCAGUCUGAUAAGCCUACUAUUCCACCAAAACUCUCCCCUUUUGGAUCAGCGGAGAAAAUGAAGACUCCACCACCAAGGCCACUUCUGACAUUACCUCCUCCACCUCCUAAUGAAGAUUGCGCAUCAGCAAUAUGCACAGACCCGUUAACGUACACGCCUCCUGGAACUCCCUGUGGCUGUGUGUGGCCAAUUCAGGUGAAACUUCAGCUAGCAGUCGCGCUAUACACAUUCUUCCCUUUGGUUACAGAGCUUGCCAAGGAAAUUGCUGUCAGUCUGUCCUUAGAUCAUAGCCAAGUGCGCAUAAUGGGAGCGAAUUCAGCCAGUCCACAACUAGAAAAAACUACAGUUUUGAUUAAUUUGGUGCCCCGAGGGGCAAAAUUCAGUAAUGAUUCUGCAGUGGCAAUCUAUCGAAAAUUCAUCCACAAGCAGGUUCAGAUGGAGGCAUCACUGUUCGGUGAUUAUGAAGUUCUCUAUGUUGGCUAUCCAGGUCUUCCACCUUCGCCACCUUCUAGCAUCAGUACCACCGACAGUUCACCGUACACGGACAAUGAGGACAAAGGCCCGGUGACAAAACCAUUAGGAGUUAAUGUGCCUAAGAGGAAAAGAGAUGGCCCUAGUAGAAGCACGAUUGCUGUACUUUGUCUAUCAUCUUUCAUGGUAUUAAUCGUGUGUGCAGCAAUCACGUGGAUACUACUGAGAAAGUGCGAAGCUCGUCAUCAUCAAUCUAAAAAGUCCCCACAGCCUCUCUCCCCAGCUAAACCUUCAGCAGGUUCUACUAAGCGUGUGAUGCAGAGAAGUGUGUCCAAGUCGGCAUCAACAUCGUUCCGCUCUAAUGGAAUCUUAUGUGCCGGAUCUGCCAGAACAUUCAGCUCAAACGACAUCGAGAGAUUCACCCACAACUUCGAUUCUUCAAGAGUACUCGGAGAAGGCGGUUUCGGGAUAGUCUAUAGAGGCGUAUUAGGCGACGGAGAGGAGGUGGCAGUGAAGGUUCUGAAGAGGGAUGAUCAUCACGGAAGCCGUGAGUUCUUGUCAGAAGUGGAAAUGCUGAGCCGUCUCCACCACAGAAACCUAGUCAAGCUAAUCGGCAUAUGCAUGGAAGAACACAUCCGCUGCGUUGUGUAUGAACUCAUACCGAAUGGAAGUGUUGAUUCCCAUUUACAUGGCUGUGACAAGGAGAAUGAUCCGCUUGACUGGGGCGCUAGAAUGAAGAUCGCGCUUGGUGCGGCUCGAGGUUUGGCCUACCUGCAUGAAGACUCGAGCCCUCGUGUUAUACAUCGAGAUUUCAAGUCCAGCAACAUCUUGUUGGAGCCUGACUUCACACCAAGAGUGUCUGACUUCGGAUUGGCUAGAGCUGCAAUGGAUGAGGGGAUCAACAGACAAGUUUCUACCCAUGUCAUGGGGACUUUUGGCUACUUGGCACCAGAAUAUGCAAUGACGGGUCAUCUUCUAGUCAAAAGUGAUGUUUAUAGCUACGGGGUAGUCCUCCUCGAACUUUUAACCGGGAGGAAGCCGGUAGAUCUAUCGCAACCCCCUGGCCAAGAGAAUCUCGUUUCCUGGGCCCGGCCGCUCCUCACUGACAGGGAGGGCUUGCAAACAAUCAUUGACCCAUCUGUGAGAUCGAGCAUGUCGUUUGAUAGUGUGGCCAAGGUGGCAGCAAUAGCUUCAAUGUGCGUGCAACCGGAGGCAUCGCACCGUCCAUUCAUGGGUGAAGUGGUACAAGCCUUGAAGCUAGUUAUUAACGAGUUUGAUGAGACGAAGGAGCUAAGUCUUGGAAGUUGCAUAGGCCAAGAAUCCUCCAGUUGUGUUGAUGGCAAAAUCAGCAAAGUUCCGCAUGAAUUUGUUGAAGCUUUAUUAACAGGCGACAGUACACCAGCAAAAGAUUCUAACCAUCUAGAGCAAAUGGGAAGCUUCCGAGCAUCAACUGGGAUUGAGGAUGAAGAGACCGGGUACGCUGCGAGGCAUUGUAGCUCCGGCCCGUUGAGAAUGGGAAAGAGAAGGCAAUUUUGGCAGAGACUCAAGAGCUUAUCCAGACGUAGCUUGAGCGAACAUGAAUUUGCCGUGAAGUUAUGGCCAGAUACAUUUUGAUUUAAGACCACGUAAGCUCACAUUCGCACCUUUGACAUUCUUGUUUUGUAAUGAACAUGACCAGGGGAUAUGUUGUUGCUAGAGUAACCUAGAUUACCCAAUUUCCGGAUUUCGAUUUUGAUU
This is a messenger RNA of Rhodamnia argentea, 3169 nucleotides long. RefSeq names its product receptor-like serine/threonine-protein kinase ALE2. The transcript is spliced from 10 exons. Gene Ontology annotation, molecular function: protein kinase activity; ATP binding. Gene Ontology annotation, biological process: protein phosphorylation. The record is from RefSeq and is a predicted model, not a curated record. Bases 452 to 3046 code for a protein of 864 amino acids. NCBI's taxonomy places the organism in Eukaryota, Viridiplantae, Streptophyta, Magnoliopsida, Myrtales, Myrtaceae.